This is a messenger RNA of Thalassophryne amazonica, 4397 nucleotides long. RefSeq lists its product as uncharacterized. Gene Ontology annotation, molecular function: protein phosphatase 1 binding; glycogen binding. The record is from RefSeq and is a predicted model, not a curated record. The transcript has 6 exons. Gene Ontology annotation, cellular component: protein phosphatase type 1 complex. NCBI's taxonomy places the organism in Eukaryota, Metazoa, Chordata, Actinopteri, Batrachoidiformes, Batrachoididae. Gene Ontology annotation, biological process: regulation of glycogen biosynthetic process. The coding region runs from base 1 to 4125 and encodes 1374 amino acids.
AUGUCAGAAGUGAAAUGGACCCAUCAGAAAGAGGAUGAAGGGGGUAAAACCAGUAUGGAGGAAGAGAGCAUAGCAUUGAAAUGUGCUUCUUCAGAAUUUGAGAUUCUAAAAAAGAGAAAUGAAGAUGAGAAUACCGUGAAGCAUAAAACAGAAGCAGUGAAGGAGUUGAUGAGUAAUGUGGAGAACCCUCAAGACAAAUCUAAGAAUGCUGCACCUAAUGUAACCGGACAAGAGCUGUCAAGAGUUGGGAGCUCUCCGGGUGUUGAAAGUCCAAAAGAUCCUAUUACUGUUAAAAAUACUGAGGUGCUUGGGGUGGGAUUGAACAAGAUGUUUGCAGAACAUUUGCACACAGGCAGGAUUACAACUGACAAUCUUCAGACUUAUGUGGGGGAAAACAAACUGCAUGGAGAGAUCAUGAUCUGCACCCACCCACCCACUACCAUCAAUGCAGCCACCAUCCUGCUUUGUAGCGGUGUGUCUGGAUCAAGGGGGGACCCCCACCAACAGGCAUGCAGUUUUACCAGUGAAUUAGCCCUGGAGCAAGAGCAGGCCCAACACUGGCACAUGUGGUUAAGAGGCAAAAUGCUGCGGGAGAGCACCAGAAUGAAGAAGGGAUUGCAGAUGGAAGGAGGAGGGGGAGAAAGAGGGCAAGGAACGGAUGAGGACUCGGAACCAGAGCCCCCACCGGUAAUUCGCAGGAAAGUGUCAUUCGCUGAUGCAUUCGGGUUGAACCUGGUGUCAGUGAAGGAGUUUGAUAACGUGGAGGUCAACGCAGCUUCUGAUGGGGAUGAGAAUCACCAUCUGGAGGACUUCUACAUGUCCUGUCUGUUCACAGUCCCGUCAUCCGCAGAGGAGCUAGAUGAGAGGCUGCAAGUGCAGAAUGUCGAGCUGGAGAGCAUCGAGCUUCUCCCGGCGACCACCACUCUCCGCGGCAUCAUCAGGGUGGUCAACCUCUGCUACAGCAAAUCGGUUUUCGUCCGGAUCAGCCUGGACCGCUGGCAGAACUACUUUGACCUUCUGGCGGAAUAUGUUCCUGGAUCCAGCGACAGAAAAACGGACAGGUUCAGCUUUAGUUAUGCCCUAAGUCCACCCUUUGAGAGAGAGGGCACCAGGGUGGAGUUCUGUUUGCGCUACGAAACAUCAGUGGGCACCUUUUGGGCUAACAAUAAGGACAUGAACUAUGUAUUGUUCUGCCACCAUAAAGGACAAAUGAAGGAGCUUCAAAUUCAAGAUGAGGGUUCAUUCCACAAGGUCAAGAGGAGCUGUCUCAGACCUAGCAGGAGGGGAAGCACAGAGGAAAAGACCAUAGACACCAUUAAUACUGCAGCAGCUGCUACAGACACAGAGGCCACACAUAAAGCAAAGGAGGCUGACAGGAAGACUGUGGAUAUCACAGAGCUGCAUUCAUUAAUACGCCAUGAGAGACACAAACCCUUGGUGGAUAUUAUCAGAAAUAGACACAGAGGAGCACGUAUAGCGUGUAUGAAGGAAAAAUUGUCCCAAAGAAGGCAGCAAGAACUACAUGACUCAACCAGUGGCCUGAGGCAGCGACAAAAGAUCCACCAGCAGCUUUUUAAACCCGAGCCUCACCUAUGGGGUGACUCUACCAGCGUCUACCGUAAACACUCAAAGAAACAGACAGGCAAGAGCCCACAGGUCCUCACCUACCACCAGAUUCCUCUGCUUACACUGGACUGGAACAAACCACAGGGGUCUGAUGGUGUGGAAGAUAUCUGGACUGGAGGAGCUACAUCGACUUUGUCACCAGUGGAGAAUAUGGAGAAUGCACCUUCAGUCAGCGAUAUAUGGGAGACCUUUCUUAAUGGCACGGACAAUAACACUGAUGAGGGUGCGUCUGUGUGUGACGUAUGGCAGGCAUUCCUUAACGGGCCAAGCUACGAGGAUCAUUCUGGUGUUCCGGAGUCAGAGUGGCUGCAGACAGCAGCAUCGGUGUCUCCCUCAAAUGAUAAAAUAACGCGACAUGUAGCAAGAAGUCGAGAGCGCAUAUCUCAUGUGGGCAAAAAUACACCCGAACCCUCAGUUGAAAACACCUCAGCCGAGUGUCAGCCACUGUCACAUGCUUAUGAACCCUCUCUGGCUACUGUCUGCGACUCAUGUGUCAGUACCCCAAGAGACGACAGCGCAUUGACACAACAUACACCCCAAAGGUCACAGACAAACCCCAUAACAGAUACUUUCAAGGAAUCCAGACUCUUGGGGCCAGCAUACGUGUCCGAGGGCUCUGUUGACAGUUCCUCUCAGUGGCACAAGAAUGUGUCCUGGGGGCAAGAAAGGGGAGAAUUAACAGGAAGAGCAGGAGGAAUAGGAGGAGAUGAGCCCUUUACACCCCCUACACCUGACUCGGUAACAAGCUCAGGGGAGUCAGAGACAACAGACAUGACAGCAGUGUCUCAGAAUGCCAGUGCUGUUGAUAGGAUCUCACAGGGAGCAAGGCGAAGGGAGGUUACAGGUACUGCACACAAUGCGGCGGGUGACACGCUGGCAUUUAGGGAGACAAUCAGGCAGACGACAAAGGAUGGGGAGGGGUUCGUUUUUGCUGCAUUGGGACAAGGAGCAGAAGGUAUUACGCCAAACGAAGAGUCUGAAGCCUCCCAAAGACACACAGAUGAAAGCCAACACGAAGAACCGAGGCUGCACCGAAACAGUAAAAAUCCAAAAAUGCUGAGUGAGACAGAUGAAAGUGCUGACGAACUGAAGCUCAACCCAACAAGUGAGGGCAAAAACGGGCAAAGGCAGAUUUGGGCGAGCAAAAUGAAUGAAUUGGACGAAUUGGAAAAUGAAGAUGUGACAUCAAAUACCAAAGAAGUUUUUGGAAAGACAGAUUUUGAGCUACUGUUUUGUGCAACAAGAGAAGAAGCAAGAUGGUCUGUCGCUGAAGUUGACAAUAUCCAGGUAUUGGACGAGGAAGUAUGGCAACACAAUGAAAAAGGUUUAGAAGGGAGUUCAGUCAUUGGGCAGAUGGGAAAUCCAUGUGUAUUUUCCAAAGAAUGUAAUAAAGUGUCAAUGCCAGUCCCAGCAGGGGAAGAGGAAUGCAUUCAGAAGGGAGAAACUGAGGCGGAAUCAACACUGAUACAAAUAGCGGAAAAAGAUCAGCUGAAAUCUAAACCGCGUGACAAUAUUUUAAAUCAAACGAGCCAACCAACGAUCUUAGAGAUGUCAGAAGUGAAAUGGACCCAUCAGAAAGAGGAUGAAGGGGGUAAAACCAGUAUGGAGGAAGAGAGCAUAGCAUUGAAAUGUGCUUCUUCAGAAUUUGAGAUUCUAAAAAAGAGAAAUGAAGAUGAGAAUACCGUGAAGCAUAAAACAGAAGCAGUGAAGGAGUUGAUGAGUAAUGUGGAGAACCCUCAAGACAAAUCUAAGAAUGCUGCACCUAAUGUAACCGGACAAGAGCUGUCAAGAGUUGGGAGCUCUCCGGGUGUUGAAAGUCCAAAAGAUCCUAUUACUGUUAAAAAUACUGAGGUGCUUGGGGUGGGAUUGAACAAGAUGUUUGCAGAACAUUUGGUCAGGGGUAUUUGGGAAGAGGUGCUAGGUUGGAAAAUUGAUGCACCAGUUUGUAAUACUGUUGAUGGAAUAGCAGUUAUUGAAGGUUUCAGUUCUGAUUUGCAUCUAAGAGAUGUUUCUCUGAGUGAAGGCCAAGAGCAUAGUCCUAGGGGCAAUGAGCACACUCCGAUAGGGGAAAGUCAGUCGUACAAUAAAACCGAACCUGAUUCAAAUUCAAAUGCUCACCUGAGCCAGCUAGUUUCACCUGUUCUCAGAGGUAAAUCCUAUCCAGGUCACGUUAGAGACUCACAAAGUCCUAGCUUGCAGAAGGAUCAGGAAAACUCCAGAUCAGUCACCUGUCUCGAGAUAGCUAGGCUAUCAGUUCAACAAAGUCCAUCCUCUGACAAAUCCAUUGAGACUAAUAGUCUCAUUUGGUGGGGUUUACUAUCUGUCCUCAGUCACUUCACCAGCCUUCUAAUCUGCAUCCUGUUAGUUGCAGGAUUCUUCAUCAAUAUUUUCCUAUACGACUUCCCAGCAUUCUUUGUAAUGUACGUAUUUUCAUUGGGCUGGUGGUUCUGUAAGUGGAAGAGACAUCGGGUGACCGCAGACAAGGAGACAGUAGGAUAGUUUGGACAGAAGAAAGCGGUGCUGUGUCAUUUGAAUACAGGGAUGGUUGGCAGUCUUGAAAUCACACUGUGGUUGCAGUUAGGUCGGUCUUCUAAAGAGAUUUUUUCAUCAUGUUCAAAACUUUGGAUGUAUGCAGGGAAACAUUAAGAAAGAAUUUUCCAUCUUUUUUUUUGUUUGUUUGCUUUGUUUUGCCAGUAUAAAAAUAACUGAAUGCUGAGAGGAGGGUUUUUUAAUAGAAAAAUCCACAAAAAAGUACCUUUUAAUGUUUUUGU